GCGCUGGGCGUAGCUGGGUGGCAGCCAGGGGGACUGACGUGAGGCCGGUGAGGCGCGUGGGGUGAUCCAGGUGCUCCGCUUCCACCUGCUCGAGGCUCCCGAGUGCUGUGGUCAUGGGACUGUCGGAGGUGUGGCGCCUCACGUCAAAAUUUAAUUCAUUCAGAAGAACUCAUAUCAUUCUGCAGCAUUUGGCAAUGUCCAAACACACAAAUGCAGCAGAAGAGGUACUAUUGGAAAGAAAAGGUUGUGCAGGAGUGAUCACACUAAACAGACCCAAGUUACUAAAUACACUGACUUUUAAUAUGGUUCGGCAGAUUUAUCCACAGUUAAAGAAGUGGGAACAAGAUCCUGAAACUCUCCUGAUCAUUAUAAAAGGAACUGGAGGAAAGGCUUUUUGUGCUGGUGGUGAUGUCAGAGCGGUCUCAGAAGCUGGAAAGGCAAAUAAGAAGCUAAGUCAAGAUUUCUUCAGAGACGAAUACAUCCUGAACAAUGCCAUUGCUUCUUGCCGGAAACCAUAUGUUGCACUUAUUCAUGGAAUUACAAUGGGUGGAGGAGUUGGUGUCUCAGUUCAUGGGCAAUUUCGAGUGGCCACUGAAAAGACUGUCUUUGCAAUGCCAGAAACAGCAAUUGGGCUAUUCCCUGAUGUGGGUGGAGGUUAUUUCUUGCCACGGCUUCAAGGAAAACUUGGUUACUUCCUUGCAUUAACAGGAUUCAAACUAAAAGGAAGAGAUGUGCACAAAGCAGGAAUUGCUACACACUUUGUAGAUUCUGAAAAGUUGGACACGUUAGAGGAAGAUUUGUUAGCCCUGAAAUCUCCUUCCAAAGAAAAUAUUGCAGAUGUCUUAGAAACUUACCAUGCAAAGUCCAAGAUCGAUCAGGACAAGCCUUUCAUACUGGAGGAACACAUGGAUAAAAUAAACAGUUUGUUUUCAGCCAACACAAUGGAACAGAUUAUUGAGAAUUUACAACAAGAUGGUUCAUCUUUUGCUGUAGAGCAGUUAAAGAUGAUUAACAAAAUGUCUCCAACAUCCCUAAAGAUCACGCUAAGGCAACUCAUAGAGGGAUCUUCAAAGACAUUACAGGAAGUAUUAACUAUGGAAUAUCGGCUAAGUCAAGCUUGUAUGGGAGGUCAUGAUUUUCAUGAAGGCGUUAGAGCAGUUCUAAUAGAUAAAGACCAGAGUCCGAAGUGGAAACCAGCUGAUCUAAAAGAAGUUACUGAUGAAGAUGUGAAUAAUUACUUUAAAUCUCUGGGAAGCAAUGAUCUGAAAUUAUGAGGUGACUGUCCUUUUAAUCUGUUAUUUUGGAGCAGGGGAUGGCAAACUAUGGCCCGUGGGCCAAAUCUGGCCUGCCCGUUUUUAUACCACCUGUAAGCUAAGAAUGGUUUCUAGAUUUUUAAAUCGUUGGGGGAAAAAAAGUCAAAGACUUAUAUUUCAUGCCACAUGAAAAUUAUAUGGAAUUCAAAGUUCAGUGUCCAUAAAUUGUCUUAUUGGAACAUAGCUGUAAUCAUUUAUUUACAUAUUAUCUGUGGCUGCUUUCAUGCUACAAUGGCAGAGUUGAGUGGUUGCAGCAGAGACCAUGUGGCUUGCAAAGCCUAAAAUAUCUGGCCCUUUUCAGAAAAAGUUUGCCAACCCGUCUUAGAAGACAGGACAAUCUGAAGGCCUUUAGAGAUUGUCUUGAGUUAGUACAUCUAACCAAAAUGGGAACUUUGUGUUUUGACUUUGAACAGUGGCUUACAUGUUUAUUAAAUAAACUUAUGUAUAGAUUAUAAAAAAUAAAAACCUUGAAAAUUUUGUAGAUACUUUGUUAAUACUUCAUAGAAUUUCUCCACAUAGAAGUCUAUUUAAAAAUAAGCAUGUGUUGCUAUAGCAUAAGUGUUCCUUCUAUAACAUUAGAAAUUUCAGGCAAAGAGAAAACGUUUUUAUGAAGUUACCUCUCCUUUUCCCUUCCCUAAAGUAAUCAGAAUCCCAUCCUGUAGGAAAACACUAUUCCUUUUUAUUUGCAAUUUUUGCUAAUCUGGCAGAAUUAGGGAUUAGGAAACUCCAAUCUCUAAAACAGGGACAAGGGCCCUGUUGGCACAGUGGUUAAAGCACUCAGCUGUCAACUGAAAGGUCGGCGCUGUGAAACCACCAGCUGCUCCGUGGGAGAAAGAUGUGGUGGUCUGCUUCCGUAAAGAUUCACAGCCUUGGAAAUCCUCUGGGGUCGCUAUGAGUUGGAAUCCACUUGACGGCAGUGGAGUAAGAUAGGCAUGCUCUACUUUUUGCAAUUUAUAUCAGACUUAUGUGUGGUAUGUUAAUUGUCCUUACAGAAGGUUCAAAUCAAGAGAAAAAAAUUAAUUGACCAUAAGAGGGCUUUUGUUUAAAAUAUAAAUGCUGUCAAUAAUUUGUAUUGACAAAACAAUAGGUGUUUUUUAAGGUACACAGGGAACUGUAAGGUGUUCCAGACUCUGAGACCUUACAUAGGUAAGAACAGUUUUUUAAUUAACAGUCAGCUGAUCUUUUAUUUUGUAACUUGGUAUAAUUUCUCCUUUAUCCUAAGCCCUUUAAAUACUUAGAGAGAACUUCAGGUUUGUAAAAACACAAAGCAACAGAACUGAAAAGGACAUAUAAGACUGUUCUUCACCCUGCUCAUAGAUGAAGAAAUUGCAGUUCAAAAGGUAUUGCUAUUUCUCAGUUCUUGACUUGAGAUGAAGCAUUGUUCAUCCAGAAAAUUCAGAGAACAGAUUGGAAUAAGGAUGCGAUGAUAAUAGACACAUUUAUAUUUUUACAGCACCUAAAUUGGACGCGAAUGAGCCAAGGAAUUGUUUGUAUAUAUUGAUUUUUGUUCACUUUAUAUUUAAGAAUGAAGAAAAUGUUGAAAUCUUUCAUGUUGUUAAAAAAUUUGGAAGUAUACAAGGUUGAAAAGCAUUUGCUUACUUUAAAUAAGAACUCAGCUAGUUAAUUGCAACUGGACUUUAUUGUACAGUUAAAAAAAUGUUUUCACAAAAAUAUCUGGAAAAAAAUAACCAUUUCAUAGCUAAGUCUUACCGGGAAGAAAAUUGGCUAACAAAACUUGAGUUUUGCAAACUAAGAUGCAAGUAGUGCUUCUGAGCCAGUGCCCACAGCUCCAAGGAAGACAUAUCCUAUUUAGUCACACAAAUACAGUGUGAGGACAUUAUAAUUAAACAAUAUAUUCUUUAGAAUUUUGUUUUUAAAUUACUGUUCCUUAACACUAUUUAUAAAAUGUCCUUAACUUUUGAUUUCUAAACGUAUGCAAUACCAAAGUAUAGUCCCCCCAUCUCAUAAAAUGUUAGUGACAUUGGGUAAGAUAUAUGAGUAUCAUGCUACUUCAUUCAAUUUGUCUGUUUUAACUAAGACAGUUUGACACAAAUUAUUCCUUUGGGAUGAAGAUGGUAAUCAUUUUUUGUUCUCUUAAAUUAUGCUUUUAAGUGCUAAUAGCCAUAGGUAGUUUACAAAGAACUGAUGAGGCGACUGAAAGUGGAGAAUUCUAGGAUCGUAGGCAUGUAACUGAACAGUAUAUAAGAGACGUUUAACCGAGAAAGGCGUCAGGGAAACAUAUUUGUGGGGUUACGUGAGUUUUUGUAAGUAAGAAAUUGGCACAUUUCCUGUGAUACUCUGCUGCUUCCACAGUUGCCACCUGGUGGUUCUUUGCCACGCUGGUGGAGGCUCAUCUGCCUCUACACUGGAUGUUCCUGAGGGAAAAGAUGCAGUAGUUGGACACGUGUCAAUACGGUAAAGAAAGAAAAUUGCUACCGUGUCCUUUCUCUCAGUUUAAAACAUCGGAAACUUGUUUAGUGGCAAACAAAGCUACUACCAUAGUGUUAGAGGGUGGUGACAGAGAUUAGACUUCUAGCUAGAUAUGCAUCUGGCAGCAUCCCUCUUAUACCCCUGGGAAAUAGGGGUCCAAAGCAAAGAAGGAACCUGAAGUUAAAAUAUUUAGAAGUAGCCAAAGCCCACUAGUCUACGUAUACUGAAAAUUUUCUGUGAUAUGUGGCUUUAUAUGUCUUUGUAUUCUCACUGUAGUAUGUAUUAUUUUAUUUAUCUAAUUAUAAUGGUUUUAAACAGCAAAUGAUGUGUAAUAUAAAAUGAAUGAAAAACACAUCUAGGCUUUUGUCAGAGUCGUUAGUAUGAAUACUCAAAAACCCAAAUUUCUCUUCAGAGGGGGAAGUGUUUCAGACCUAUGUGAAACUUGCCUUACAACUUCGGAUACGUCUGUGAACACACAUGGUUGUUUUUCUAUUAUGUAAGUUGCAGGAUUCUUUUUCUAUUAUGUAGGUUGCAGGAUUCUAAGUAGAAUAGGGAAGUAUAGAUCCUGGAACUAGGUGACAUUCAUGUUAAAUGAUCAGGUGUCCAAAGGCAACUAAAAAGAUGACAUGUCACUCACUUUAAAGAGCUGAUUCUUUACCCAUGUAACUUGGAGAAUUUGCUAUAUUUGAUUGUGAUUUCAAAGCAUAAUUGUUAGAGGUAGCUUUUCUGCCUGCUUCCAAGGCCAAAUGCUUAUUUUUCUCACUAAAGUGGUCACAAGGCUUUUUCUGUCUUCUGAUGACAAGGAUCUAUUGUAUUUUAAUAAAAGGAUCCAACAUAAAUGGGCUUAAGUAAUUCCCUUUUCACUUGAACUCAAUGUGUAGCAAAUUUUGAUGAAAAGGUAAUUUUAAAGAGAGUCAGUCCUAGUUUUCCUACAAGUUAUAUAUCUUUUCAGUAUCUUCCUACCCCUUCCCCGAAUUUUCUGUUACCAUUGAGUUCUCAAACAGUACUUAAUCCUUUUUUUUUUUUU
Trichechus manatus latirostris (Florida manatee) is the source of this 4770-nucleotide messenger RNA. RefSeq names its product 3-hydroxyisobutyryl-CoA hydrolase (gene HIBCH). Gene Ontology annotation, cellular component: mitochondrion. The transcript is spliced from 14 exons. NCBI's taxonomy places the organism in Eukaryota, Metazoa, Chordata, Mammalia, Sirenia, Trichechidae. The record is from RefSeq and is a predicted model, not a curated record. Gene Ontology annotation, biological process: L-valine catabolic process. Gene Ontology annotation, molecular function: 3-hydroxyisobutyryl-CoA hydrolase activity. Bases 114 to 1274 code for a protein of 386 amino acids.